AGAAUUGCUACCAAGCCCCCUGGUAAGCUACCGCAAAGUCUAUCCGUGGGCAAAACACGGGUUCUCUGCUACUCCUUAUAAUAUCAGGCUAUCAUCAAAGCUUACUCAUACCGUAUUUACUUCUUUGUCUCUCUCUAGAGUAAUGCACAGGCAAUCUCUGGGUUCGCCGGGAUCAAAGAACCUCAACGGUCAUGGAGUCAUCGUCGGCGGGCGAGACGACGGUUUUCAAGCCGCCCUGCCGGCAACGGAGUCAUCCCAUUCCAACUACGACGAAGGCGAAGGGCGAAAGUCGCUGAAGCGCGUCAGCAAAGCCGAGAAGUACGUCCACCUCAUCCCGCUCCUCACCGUCUUCUGCUUCCUCGUCCUUUACCUCUCCUCUCACCGCCCUACCGAGAAUGAUUUAGCUCAGUUUAAUGGAUUCAAGCCAUUCCAGAAGCCUAAAGGUAUAGUGCCGAUUUCAAAUUUGAAAUUCACAUGUUUUUCCAUCGUUUUCGUUUUGAGGCUCUGAGAGUUUUGGAUUAGGUGCUAUUGAAGCAGAAUCCGGGGGCAUUGCCGAUCUCCAUGGAGUUUUGGAGAUAGAGAAAACAGAUGCUCUGGCGAUUCGGAGCUUGAGAAACCUCCGCGAGAUUGACGGACGCAUGAACUCGAGGUAUAGAUUUCACCGGAAAAUCGCCAAUUUCUAGGCCGGAGUAUCCGGUUCUCCACUCUUGAAAAUUCUCGGCGGGCCCAUCGGCGGAGCAACCGCGUGCUUCCCCGUUCCACCGACAUGACAUGUAUUUUACCACGCCCGUGAAUCUCUUCACUAGUCCGUAUAUUAUGAUUUUGUCGGCACAUUCUUUUGUAUAACAAUAAGUUAAUAUUUUGUUUAUGUAGCUUCCAAACUUCGCAUAAAAAUAUUGUCUAGAUUUUUAUUAUAGGAUGAAAAGUUAUUCGUAGUAUAGAUUUUUAUUAUAGGAUGAAGAGUUAUUCGUAGUCUAGAUUUUUAUUAUAGGAUGAAAAGUUA
Molecule: messenger RNA, 1003 nt
Organism: Cuscuta europaea
Lineage: Eukaryota; Viridiplantae; Streptophyta; Magnoliopsida; Solanales; Convolvulaceae
Source: the annotation of a GenBank genome assembly